UCAAUAAAAAUUAAUUAAUGCAGAAUCAAUAAUGGAGUCAGAGUAAUUUUUAAGCAAAAAGAUUUAAAGUCAACCCUUCCCUUUUCUCCCUACUCUCGCCAUGUCUCCUCUAACUCACACGCUUGCAGUAGUAAUCGCCUACUGGUCUGUCAUAUUUGCCAUUCACAAGCUGCUACAAAUAUACGACCCACUAAACCUCAGAUACAUGCAAUGUCAGGAGAGACUUGGGCUACGUACUACAUUUGCAUACAUGCGUUGCUACACAAAGAUCUUUAACGGAAGUUUCAAGACUUGUGGGCUGUGCUGUCAUCGUAAAAUAGCCCGGGCUUGGUUCAACACUGGGGUCAUAGUAGCACUAUUUCUAAUGCUAGUAUCACUGUUCAUACUCUCAUUGUCUCUAUACCAGUCGCUAUUUGGAGGAAGUGGAGGAGGAGAGAAGGAGAGAGGGGGACAGAUACUAACACCUAUUAUGCCAGGGGUUAAUCUACCCUGGAAUCAACUAGCGCAUUAUUUCCUGACGUUACUGAUAUGUGGUGUUGUGCAUGAGGCCGGACACGCCCUUGCUGCCGUAGUGGAGCAUGUACGUAUAAACGGGUUUGGCCUGUUUAUCCUGUUUUUAUAUCCGGGAGCGUUUGUUGAUUUACAUUCUGACCACCUAACGGUCAUAUCGCCUUUGAGACAAAUGAGGAUUUAUUGUGCAGGGGUGUGGCAUAACGUCAUUUUAGUGGGAGUGGCAGUUCUGUUCCUGUAUUCGUUCCCGUAUCUUCUCAUGCCAUUCUACACUACAGGUCAUGGGGCAAUUGUUUUAGGCGUGGUCAAAGGGAGUGCCCUCGAGCAGAAACUAAGUCCAGGUACUUCACUGAUUCAAGUAAACGCAUGUCCUCUAUCGUACGUUGCUGAUUGGGGUUCUUGUUUAGAGGGUGUCGGAAGCCAUUCACAAAAAGGUUACUGCGUUUCUGAGGAUUUCCUGUCUCAAUAUAAGCUCCACCCACUAAACGAGACGAAAGAGGAGGAAGAGGGAGGAAGGGACUGUUGUAGUCUUGAUAAAAAGGACAGCCAUCUUUGUUUCUUUCUCUCGUUUCGUAAAAGAAAUCAAGUCAAUCCCGAAAAUCGUUUUACUUGCUUGCGAGCGAGGAGCAUCGUCACGGACGGGACAUGCGUAACCAAUGACGACUGCUCCGCUAUCCAAUCAAACUCCCUCUGUGUCACUCCAGCAAUCGGGAGCCAGACCUACCUAAUAAAAAUACGCCACACGAGCCUGGGGGACCCGAUAUUAUACCUGGGGGGUCUAGAACAGCUCAAACACAGCAUCAUACUAUCAGACUAUCAUCCUUCCCAUUCUUCAGUCCCUCUAUGGCUCCCUGGUUCAUUACAUACACUGUGUAUAUAUAUAGCAUCAAUAUCUGGAGCUCUGGCAGUCCUCAAUAUAAUACCAGCUUAUGCUUUGGAUGGUCAUUGGACUCUCAUUGCACUGUUAGAGUAUCUGAUGCCUGAGAAUGCUUAUAGAACAAAGAUUAGUAAUGUCAUAUUAUUGAUUGGUAGCUCCCUUUUAUUGUGUAAUUUAUUGUCAGCCAUUUGGAUUUUAAUGUAUUGGUGAAGAAAAUAUUUAAAUAAAUAUUUAUUUUAUUACUAAUUUUGUAAUGAAAGACAUUUUUGAACGUUAUUUUUUUCUGCUGCAAGCAUGGGGGAUUGAUAAAAAUUGCUGCCACUUGGAGUAUAAUAGCUUUAGUUGGACGCUCUAUUUAGUUCAUUUUUCUUAUUCUUAUAAUCGUGAGAUUAA
Messenger RNA from Amphimedon queenslandica, 1780 nucleotides. RefSeq names its product membrane-bound transcription factor site-2 protease-like. Lineage: Eukaryota; Metazoa; Porifera; Demospongiae; Haplosclerida; Niphatidae. The coding region runs from base 101 to 1597 and encodes 498 amino acids. Gene Ontology annotation, cellular component: cytoplasm; membrane. Gene Ontology annotation, biological process: regulation of response to endoplasmic reticulum stress; membrane protein intracellular domain proteolysis. The record is from RefSeq and is a predicted model, not a curated record. The transcript is spliced from 2 exons. Gene Ontology annotation, molecular function: metalloendopeptidase activity.